GGACAGAGCCUCGCCAUGGGGAUGGUCGAUGCUAGGCUGAAGGGCGGCAGCCCCGCCAAGAGGGCGAGUGGAGCUGGCCUGAGGGCGGCCGAUCGAUGCCGAGCUGAGGAGCAGCACCCCCGCCAUGAGGGCCGACAGGAGCUGCGCAGGGACAUGGCGGCGCCGCCCGCCCUCCUGACGGCGGCUCGCUCCCGCCCCGCGCUGACGUCACCCCCAGCUCUGCCGGCGCCAUUUUGGACGCUCACCGCCGGGGGGGCCGGAGCGGGGCCGCCCCAGCCCCGCCGCGGCCGCGCCGCCGCCUCCUCCAUCCGCCGCCAUCGCCGCCCGCCGCCGCCGCCCGCCCCGCGCCGCCCGCCCCGCCCGCGCCGCCCGCUCCGCCCGACCCGCCGCGGCCGCUAUCGCCAGCACAACAUGGCAGGAGCUGGAGGAGGAAAUGACAUUCAGUGGUGUUUUUCUCAGGUGAAAGGCGCUGUAGAUGAUGAUGUAGCAGAAGCGGAUAUAAUUUCUACAGUAGAAUUCAACCAUUCUGGAGAGUUGUUAGCAACAGGAGACAAGGGAGGGAGAGUUGUCAUCUUUCAACAGGAGCAGGAGAACAAAACCCAGUCUCACAGUAGGGGAGAAUACAAUGUUUACAGUACCUUUCAAAGCCAUGAACCAGAGUUUGACUACUUGAAAAGUUUAGAAAUUGAAGAGAAGAUCAACAAAAUUAGGUGGUUACCCCAGAAAAAUGCUGCUCAGUUUUUAUUGUCUACAAAUGAUAAAACAAUAAAGUUAUGGAAAAUCAGUGAAAGGGACAAAAGACCUGAGGGUUAUAAUUUAAAGGAGGAGGAUGGACGGUAUAGGGAUCCUACUACAGUUACAACACUACGGGUGCCAGUGUUCAGGCCUAUGGACCUCAUGGUGGAAGCCAGCCCACGAAGGAUAUUUGCCAAUGCCCACACAUAUCACAUCAAUUCCAUCUCCAUCAAUAGUGACUAUGAAACGUACCUGUCUGCAGACGACCUGCGGAUCAACCUGUGGCACCUAGAAAUCACAGACAGAAGUUUUAAUAUUGUAGAUAUCAAGCCUGCCAACAUGGAGGAGCUGACGGAGGUGAUCACAGCUGCAGAGUUCCACCCCAACAGCUGCAGCACGUUUGUCUACAGCAGCAGCAAAGGCACAAUUCGCCUGUGUGACAUGAGGGCAUCAGCCCUCUGUGACAGACAUUCAAAGUUGUUUGAAGAACCAGAAGAUCCUAGCAACAGAUCAUUUUUCUCUGAAAUCAUCUCUUCCAUAUCUGAUGUCAAAUUUAGCCACAGUGGUCGAUAUAUGAUGACUAGAGAUUAUCUGUCAGUGAAGAUCUGGGAUUUAAAUAUGGAAAAUAGACCUGUGGAAACAUACCAGGUGCAUGAAUACCUCAGAAGUAAACUCUGCUCACUGUAUGAGAAUGAUUGCAUUUUUGACAAGUUUGAAUGCUGUUGGAAUGGAUCAGACAGCAUUGUCAUGACAGGGUCUUACAACAACUUCUUCAGGAUGUUUGACAGAAACACAAAGCGAGACAUCACCUUGGAGGCGUCCCGGGAGAACAACAAACCCCGCACGGUGCUGAAGCCGCGGAAGGUGUGCGCCAGCGGCAAGAGAAAGAAGGACGAGAUCAGUGUCGACAGCUUAGACUUCAACAAGAAGAUCCUGCACACAGCCUGGCACCCCAAGGAGAACAUCAUUGCUGUAGCUACCACAAACAACUUGUAUAUAUUUCAAGACAAGAUGAAUUAGGGUUGGCAUUCCUAACUGAAGAGUCACUUCCUGCAUAGUUGAAAUAGUUGAAUCUAGCAUUUGUACCUGUAACAAAAGCAAGUGAGAGGUCCAUUAUGGCACCCCUUUCCAGUGUUUAAAAAUGUGCCAUAUGACAACACACUUUUAUAGCUCCAUGGAGAAGGCUCUGUGGCUCUGUUGUCUCCGUACCUGCUAGCCAUUUAGGUGAGGAUAGGGCACUUUUUAAUUUAAAUGACUACUUGCACCAUCUUGCCUAAUGGACUAGACUGGACUGUCUCAACAUCGGUUUACUCCACUUUUUAUGCCUUCCAUUGUGAUGACGUCAGACACAGGGAAAGCCUUCAAUCAUGCUAUGGGAUUUAAUUGUGUAACCUCAUUACUGUAUCAUUCGUGGCCCCCUUUUUUUAUUAAAUACAGCUCAUUCUUGCUGUGGCUUGUAGCAUUCCUCCUCCUUCUGGCCUCCUGGACUCCCCCUUCCCCCUUCGUCCCCCCUCCACCUCGCCUCGGUGGUGGUGUAUGGAGAAAAAAAUAAACAAAAUAAAGCACAUAAAAUGGGUCCGUUUGGGGUCAGUGGUAAAGGGGGUCUGUGUUGCAACAAAUGUUUUAAUAAACAGUUGACUGUAAUCACUCCUUGCCAUGUCUGGCACCAAAAAAAAAGAGAAAAUAAGGAAAAAAACAAACUACUGAAUAAAAGUGACAAAGAAUGGAGAAUCUGUUUUCUUUUUUUUUUAAUCUACCUCUUUAUACAAAUACUCUGUUUUACCUUAGAUGCAUGAAAAUAAAAUUAUGUUUUUUGUAAUGAUUUUAA
This is a messenger RNA of Passer domesticus (house sparrow), 2563 nucleotides long. RefSeq names its product protein phosphatase 2 regulatory subunit Balpha (gene PPP2R2A). The coding region runs from base 16 to 1755 and encodes 579 amino acids. Gene Ontology annotation, cellular component: protein phosphatase type 2A complex; cytosol. The record is from RefSeq and is a predicted model, not a curated record. NCBI's taxonomy places the organism in Eukaryota, Metazoa, Chordata, Aves, Passeriformes, Passeridae. The transcript has 10 exons. Gene Ontology annotation, molecular function: protein phosphatase regulator activity; protein binding.